Porites evermanni is the source of this 5001-nucleotide messenger RNA. The record is from the annotation of a GenBank genome assembly. NCBI's taxonomy places the organism in Eukaryota, Metazoa, Cnidaria, Anthozoa, Scleractinia, Poritidae.
AUGGAGAAGAAGGUCAAGAAAACCUCCAAAACGUCUCACAGCCCGACGGAUCAACUGAGUAAACCGGAUGUCAAUAGUGUAAUGCUUGCAAUCAACCUUGUGCCAUCGAAGAUCGAAGAUGCUGGGCUUGAACAACACGAAGCCAACGAGUUGAUCAAAGAGAAUGCGCCAAACCUCAGGUCCUUGAUAUUCGGCGAAGAAGAGAUUGUUCGUGCCAAAGAAGGGAGCCCUUCCUCGAAAAUAAUCGCUGCAGUUGGAUCAGAAGGGAAAAUUUAUUCCAUUGGAAACUGUGGGCUUUUUGGGGCCGUCUUCACCGCCUACAACAAUCACUGGAAGCUGAGAACUUCGCCAGAUGACUGGUGGUUCAGCGUGAUCAAACGUGUUGCCUGCGCCAUAGAGACCAACGCGGAGAAAACGUCCGUGAGGAAGAUGUUUGUCAAUCAUGAAGGCAAAAAAGAGAUUGAAGUGCAAGUGAGCGAUCCCACUAUUUACACAGUCGAUUACAGCUGGUUCUUUGAUGAGAUAGCAAAGAAAAUUGAAGAUAAUGUCAGGGUUCCCGAGUUCAUAGAUGGCAUGACAGCCGAUUUCAGUACCACAACUCCAGUGCAAAAGAUUGUUUCUCAGAUUACAUUGAUGUACUCUCUAAAAGAGUACUUUUAUUACAGCUUGAGAGCUGGCUGUGGAAUUCCGGCGGUGGAGAUGCUUGGAAGUGAAGACGAUUGGAAGAAGUUGUCAUCCAAGUUAAAGGUGCUCCGAACGCUUCUGGAGCCCAUUGAGGACGACCUUGGCCUGAGGUCAGAGUGGUGGAAUGUGGUUGAGACAGUGUUCAGCAAAUUGCUGGACACUUAUCAAGGAAGACCAGAUAGGAAAUGGUGGAGCCACAUUGUCACUUAUGAGAAUGAAAAUGGCUCGGGCAUGAUUAUACAGGGCAGUUACAUUUACAGAGGAUGGAUAACAGAAUUUUUGGAGGGGCCAAUGAAAGUAAGGUUUAAUUUGAGGAUCAGUGAUAUGACUAAGGGACUAGUCAGCGUACCUAUCACCCUCAAAGAUUCCACCGGUCUGGUCACGGAUAGUGCGGCACUUGUGGCUGGAAUGCUGGGAUUUACCCUGCACCAGAGUUCAAAUACUGAUGAUGUGUCUGUGCAACCAUUCCAAGGCUGGUCUCUGAUGAUAUCAGAAAAUUCACCAUUUCGCCGUCAGUGAGACAUUUAAUAAAAUAAGUACAAAAGCUAGGCCACUUACAGUUUUCUGUAUGAUAAAGUGGCUAACUGGCAGUUUUUCGGGCAACAUGAGGAAUUUACUGAGAAGACCAAGUUUGUUGAGGAGUAUGUUUAAUCACUAGUCAUAGAAGNAUUGAAGAUAAUGUCAGGGUUCCCGAGUUCAUAGAUGGCAUGACAGCCGAUUUCAGUACCACAACUCCAGUGCAAAAGAUUGUUUCUCAGAUUACAUUGAUGUACUCUCUAAAAGAGUACUUUUAUUACAGCUUGAGAGCUGGCUGUGGAAUUCCGGCGGUGGAGAUGCUUGGAAGUGAAGACGAUUGGAAGAAGUUGUCAUCCAAGUUAAAGGUGCUCCGAACGCUUCUGGAGCCCAUUGAGGACGACCUUGGCCUGAGGUCAGAGUGGUGGAAUGUGGUUGAGACAGUGUUCAGCAAAUUGCUGGACACUUAUCAAGGAAGACCAGAUAGGAAAUGGUGGAGCCACAUUGUCACUUAUGAGAAUGAAAAUGGCUCGGGCAUGAUUAUACAGGGCAGUUACAUUUACAGAGGAUGGAUAACAGAAUUUUUGGAGGGGCCAAUGAAAGUAAGGUUUAAUUUGAGGAUCAGUGAUAUGACUAAGGGACUAGUCAGCGUACCUAUCACCCUCAAAGAUUCCACCAGUCUGGUCACAGAUAGUGCGGCACUUGUGGCUGGAAUGCUGGGAUUUACCCUGCACCAGAGUUCAAAUACUGAUGAUGUGUCUGUGCAACCAUUCCAAGGCUGGUCUCUGAUGAUAUCAGAAAAUUCACCAUUUCGCCGUCAGUGAGACAUUUAAUAAAAUAAGUACAAAAGCUAGGCCACUUACAGUUUUCUGUAUGAUAAAGUGGCUAACUGGCAGUUUUUCGGGCAACAUGAGGAAUUUACUGAGAAGACCAAGUUUGUUGAGAAGUAUGUUUAAUCACUAGUCAUAGAAGGGACUGUAAAUUUGUUUUCCAAGCUUGAAUCUCACUGGGGUUUUCUAAGUUGAACAACAUGUAAGUUGAGGAAAGAAGUGAGAUUCUUGGUGAGCUACUCUGGUUCUCCUGCUGACAGUACUUUUGAGAAACUUUUUUGACUGGGCUGCAGCUGAAGGACUUAUUGAUAUGGGAUUUCAAAGCAAUUUGUAACUUUAUUGGCUAAAGACAAAAAUGUUAGUGUUUUGGAUUCAGUUCCAUUUUUACAUGGCAAGCAACUAUUGCAAAAGUUUACAAGAGUAUCCUUGAGGUACAAAAUAAAAACAAAACAAAACAAAAAAGGAACUAAAAAAACCUGCAGAUUGGGGCUACAAACCUAUAAAACAAAAAACUUCAUUCAAUGAUCAGUGAAUGAUUGUGGUGAGAGCAUCAAAGCUUCCUUUCAGCCAACAUAAUUUUAUGCAAGAAAAGUUUGUUUGAAGAGUAUUUAAUGAAUGUUUAACUACUCUGUUAACGUGUUUUAACACUAUCUUGAGAAGCAGUUUUCAAUCACCAAAGUGCAAGAUUAUCUUGUCUAUUUUAGGGUGAGGAUAAAAAUUCCCAACACUUGACUGUGAUAUUGCGGAAACUUUUCUUCUCUAACAACAUCGUUGUGAUUUCUAAAGGGAUUUGAAAUUCUGUUCAUUGACGAUGAAAUGGUUUGCCUGAGUUUUAGCAGGAGCUACGUAUUAAAAUCAGCUGUUUUGGGUGGAGCACGCCCAGAAGAAUUUUCCAUGUUAGGGCAAAAAUUGGCUACAGUGUAUUUCCAAGUAGGAAGAAAAAGGAAAUUUCACAAACAUAUCACAAAACUAUAAGCUCAAUAUUGCUUCGAGAUUCGAUUGUACAACGCUGCAGGCAUCGCGUCAGCAGCGACUUUAUCACAUAAAAUUCUAGGUCAAUUGUUGCAGAAGAAAUCCAUCUUAACCCUACCUUUAGUGUUAAGUCCAUCUCAUCUUCUCGCCCUACAAAAAAAUUUGGUUCGGAAAGCUUAUGAUAAGUCCCUUCCGGGCUCAAAAGAGCCCAUUCACAGCCAGCUGCCUUCAUGGCUAGCAACGGCAAGCAAAGCAAAGAAACUCGUGCACUGGUUCUUGUCGACGCGUAGCUACAUUUUUUCUCUUUCUUUGACUUCGUUCAUCUUUUUAGUAGACAGUGGUGAUGCUUUAUAGCAAUGAAGUUCAAGUAGAAGCCCCAAAAGUCUAUUUUUCUCUUGAAUCAUUGAAAGAGGAAAAAGUAUUUGGCGAAAUUGUAUUAGUAAACGAUGACCGCUGCGCCAAGUGAUAUCAUCGGCCAACAUCGGCUCAAGCGGAAAUUUCGCGCCACAAUCUUGUCACGCAACUUCUAGCUUGGAGUCACUAUCGUUUUGUGGGAAAAAAACUUAACUGAGGGAAACUUUUUGUAAGCUCACGUACAAGUCCAUGACACUAAGUUGAUAAGAAAGUGGGAAAACAACAACAACAAGAAAAAAAAACAACUGAAAUACGGUGGUGUAAGUGACGUAAUUACAAGUCGCGGGAAGCCCUUCAUUGUGAUUGGCGCAUUCUUUGACUUUGACGAUUGCCAGCACUUUUCCCGCGCUUUGCUAAAGGUUGUUGUGCAAAUUGUUGUGCAGCGAUGGAGAAGAAGGUGAAGAAAACCUCCAAAACGUCUCACAGCCCGACAGAUCAACUGAGUAAACCGGAUGUCAAUAGUGUAAUGCUUGCAAUCAACCUUGUGCCAUCGAAGAUCGAAGAUGCUGGGCUUGAACAACACGAAGCCAAGGAGUUGAUCAAAGAGAAUGCGCCAAACCUUACGUCCUUGAUAUUCGGCGAAGAAGAGAUUGUUCGUGCCAAAGAAGGGAGCCCUUCCUCGAAAAUAAUCGCCGCAGUUGGAUCAGAAGAGAAAAUUUAUUCCAUUGGAAACUGUGGGCUUUUUGGGGCCGUCUUCACCGCCUACAAUAAUCACUGGAAGCUGAGAACUUCGCCAGAUGACUGGUGGUUCAGCGUGAUCAAACGUGUUGCCUGCGCCAUAGAGACCAACGCAGAGAAAACGUCCGUGCGGAAAAUGUUUGUCAAUCAUGAAGGCAAAAAAGAGAUUGAGGUGCAAGUGAGCGAUCCCACUAUUUACACAGUCGAUUACAGCUGGUUCUUUGAUGAGAUAGCAAAGAAAAUUGAAGAUAAUGUCAGGGUUCCCGAGUUCAUAGAUGGCAUGACAGCCGAUUUCAGCACCACAACUCCAGUGCAAAAGAUUGUUUCUCAGAUUACAUUGAUGUACUCUCUAAAAGAGUACUUUUAUUACAGCUUGAGAGCUGGUUGUGGAAUUCCGGCGGUGGAGAUGCUUGGAAGUGAAGACGAUUGGAAGAAGUUGUCAUCCAAUAUAAAGGUGCUCCGAACGCUUCUGGAGCCCAUUGAGGACGACCUUGGCCUGAGGUCAGAGUGGUGGAAUGUGGUUGAGACAGUGUUCAGCAAAUUGCUGGACACUUAUCAAGGAAGACCAGAUAGGAAAUGGUGGAGCCACAUUGUCACUUAUGAGAAUGAAAAUGGCUCGGGCAUGAUUAUACAGGGCAGUUACAUUUACAGAGGAUGGAUAACAGAAUUUUUGGAGGGGCCAAUGAAAGUAAGGUUUAAUUUGAGGAUCAGUGAUAUGACUAAGGGACUAGUCAGCGUACCUAUCACCCUCAAAGAUUCCACCAGUCUGGUCACAGAUAGUGCGGCACUUGUGGCUGGAAUGCUGGGAUUUACCCUGCACCAGAGUUCAAAUACUGAUGAUGUGUCUGUGCAACCAUUCCAAGGCUGGUCUCUGAUGAUAUCAGAAAAUUCACCAUUUCGCCGUCAGUGA